This is a messenger RNA of Lolium perenne, 573 nucleotides long. Lineage: Eukaryota; Viridiplantae; Streptophyta; Magnoliopsida; Poales; Poaceae. The record is from RefSeq and is a predicted model, not a curated record.
AUGAAUGAACUCGCGCAGUUAUUCAAUCUAGAAGCCCUCGACAAAUCUCUCAUGAGUUGCUAUUGCUUACUGAAGAUCAGUGAGUGCAAAAGUAAUAAUAUUAUCAAUGUUGGGUUUGUUGACCCAGAUAAAAUACAUGUUGAAACGGUGAAGCAUAAACGCGAAGAAACGGGGGGAAACCUACUAAGGUUUUUGGGGCAGCAAUAUUUCUGUGAUUCAAUAUUGUUUCCUUACAACUACGACUUCCACUGGAUUCUACUAGACAUUCAACCUGAUAAGGGAAUAGUUGAAGUAAGAGACCCACUGAGUAGAGGCCUGGACGGGUUCCAGGACUUGCAGAAGUUGCUCCAAGUGGCUUGGCAAGCUUUGAAGAAUGUUCAUAAGGACAUUACCUUUGCAAAGAAGCUAACAUUUACUCCUGUAGCGUGCCCCCAGCAGCCACAAGGGACGAAUCUAUGUGGAUACUACGUUUGCGAGUCCAUUCGCAUGUUAACCACCGAGAAGCGGAACAGAAAUAAAUUCGACUUUGCCAUGAUGGUUCUGAUGGCCGACAUAAGUUCCAGGGACCUUUGA